UCUCUUUCUCCGCCCUCCCGUCCCGCACCCACCUGGCCUGGCCUGGCCACCUCCCUCCUCCCUUCCAGUCGUCCCGUCCUCCCCGUCGACCGCCACAUCCCCCGCCCCUCCCCCGAACGCCUCGCGAGGGCGGCCCCCGCCGCGCCGCCGGGAUCCGCGGCCCGGGAUCCUACGCCGGAAUGCCCGCGCAGAAGCGCCAGCUCCCCUUGCCAUCGUCCUCCAAACCCCGCGACCACGUCGAGGCCAACGGGGCGGACGCUCCCUCGGCCGGCGCCGCCGGCGGGGGAGGAGGAGGGCUCCAUCCGACGCCGGCCGGAGGCGCCGCCAAUCGGGCGACCGACCCGCAGCCGCUGCGCGCAGGCGAUUCGGGCGCGAUGAGCGGCGGCGGCGGCGCGUACAGCGACACCGAGUCGUCGGAGAGCGACGGCGACAUGGACGAGUUUGUGCUCGUGAAAUUAGCAGAAAUCCGAAAAGAAGUCCAGUGCCCAAUCUGUUUAGGCAUUAUCCGGAAGACAAGAACGGUUAUGGAAUGUUUGCACCGAUUCUGCAGGGAUUGCAUUGAUAAAUCUAUGAGGCUAGGAAAUAAUGAGUGUCCAGCAUGCCGUACUCAUUGUGCAAGUCGACGUUCUUUGAGGGAUGAUCCUAAUUAUGAUGCACUUAUUGCAACCUUGUAUCCAGAUAUUGAUAAGUAUGAGGAAGAGGAACUUGCUUUCGGUGAAGAGGAGAGGACUCGGAAUAAGAAGAUUCAAGCAACCAUCGAGGAGAUGAUUCGAAAGCAGUCGGAGGCCCUCGGUAAGAAGCGUCCUACGGCAAAAGCUACUGCCAGUGCUUUUGCAAGGAAGUACAGGAGAAAUGUGCGUACCCGUGGGAGAGGUAGAACGGUUGCUCGUGAUAUUGCCCCUACUGGCUCUGAUGAUGAGGAUAGAGAAGAAGAAAAUGCUAAUGUUGAGAGCAAAGAGUCGCCUUCUCCUGAUAACCAGUCUCCAGAUUUAAGGCAGAGAAGAGGUAGAAAAAGGCCUGCACCAACACCUUCUCCUGCUAGAACCAUUGCCAGUAGUGACCACGGAUCUGAGGAGAAUGACGAAGUAGUAUCUCUAAAAGAAGGUUUCACCACCUCUCCAUUGCGGGGUGAGAUGCUCGCAUGGGGAAAAAAUGGCACAAGAAGCCAAACUCGGUACAACAAUGCUGGUGGAACAAACGGCAGGCUGGGGAAGGGUGGGCGUUUCGCGAAGUUGGUGGACCACCUCCGUGCAACUGAUGAAAACAAGGAGUUCAACUUGUAUCUUGUUCUUCUUCCUCUUGAUGGACAAACAACGCCUAACUUGGAAAAGCCCUAUCUAAGUUGUCGACCAAGGGUGUCCAUUCGACAUCUUCUACAGUUCAUUGCUCUUCAGUUGUCUCGGCAAGUUGAAGAACUUGAGAUGUAUAUAAGGGUGGACCUCCACAAUAGAAGUGUUGCAGUGAAGGACUCUGGUUCUGCUGAGACAAAACUGUCUCUCUUUGAUGGCUUGGAAAGAUUGAGGGAAGACAAGCUUCUGUUGGACCUUCACCCUUCAUUUGCCUCUGGUAAUGGUGAUCUGGAAUUGAUAUAUGCUCUGAAACGCCAAGGCUAGAUAUCUAUUUUGUGGCGGCCUUUUAUCAUUGUUAUCAGUUUGUGGAUCACAGCUGGUUUUAUGGUGCAUAUCAGGUCUUCAUCGGGAUACCGGUGUGUGUAUAAAGGAUUCCAUGUGCAAAAUGGCGAAAUUGCUUUUUCUCAUGAGUUCUUGUUUAGACUGAUCGACUGUCUUUGUAACAUAUAUAGAUGUUUAUGGUGUUAAUACUAGUGAAUUGAAUUGAAAGUGUUAGUUUUAAAUUGGUAAAGUAAGAUGUCUCCUUUUAGUUCAUUUAUAUACCAGUUGCUGGGAUCAUGGAAAAUUGGGAGCUAAAGUGGUCAAGAAAUUAUUUGUUGUUUUCA
This is a messenger RNA of Triticum dicoccoides, 1954 nucleotides long. RefSeq names its product putative E3 ubiquitin-protein ligase RING1a. The transcript has 10 exons. Bases 180 to 1613 code for a protein of 477 amino acids. The record is from RefSeq and is a predicted model, not a curated record. NCBI's taxonomy places the organism in Eukaryota, Viridiplantae, Streptophyta, Magnoliopsida, Poales, Poaceae.